AUGAGAAAUCGAAUCCAGAUGUCUGCUAUCAUCGAAUGCGCCAAGUGCAGCGCGAAUAGCAACAUGCGCGCAGCAAGAUACUAUGAAAAAGAGGAUAUCGGGAUUGAGCACGAUGUGGCUGACGCCAAGUGCGGCGCAGGACAAGUCCGAGUCGCACCGGCGUACGUAGGCUUUUGCGGUCUCGAUCUGCAGAAAUACCUCGGCGGCCCGAUCUUCGCGCCCACAACGCCCCAUCCAUCACCGGACGAAAAAGCGGUGCCGUUUAACCCAAACAUGUUGGUGUUCGGAGAGGCGAAAUAUACUGCAGCUCUCGGAUAUCAACGGGGGGGGGGGGGUCUCGAGGCCGUUAUUGAAUAG
Molecule: messenger RNA, 357 nt
Organism: Ascochyta rabiei
Lineage: Eukaryota; Fungi; Ascomycota; Dothideomycetes; Pleosporales; Didymellaceae
Exons: 3
Coding region: 1-357 (118 amino acids)
Source: RefSeq, a predicted model, not a curated record